CUCUCUCUCUCUCUCUCAAACAAUAUGGUAAGAGAAUCAAGAAAAUGGAUGGUUUUGGUGGCGACAAUAUGGAUACAAGCAUUCACCGGAACAAACUUGGACUUUUCGUCGUACUCGAGCGACAUGAAAUCGGCACUAGGAAUAUCUCAGGUGCAGCUCAACUACUUAGCGGUUGCUUCCGAUUUCGGAAAGGCAUUCGGUUGGUGCUCGGGUGUUUCUCUCUUGUAUUUUCCGACAUGGUUUGUUCUCUUCUUCGCUGCUUUCGUCGGACUCUUCGGUUAUGGUCUCCAAUGGCUUGUCAUUCACCAGAUCAUCUCUUUGCCUUAUAUACUGGUGCUUCUACUUUCGUUACUAUCGGGCUGUAGCAUUUGCUGGUUCAACACAGUAUGCUACGUUCUCUGCAUAAAAAGUUUCGAAACAAACAGGGCACUAGCUUUAUCCCUUGGCGUAAGUUUCAACGGUCUAAGUGCUGCUAUAUACAACCUCGUAGCAAAUUCAAUUAAUCCGAACGAUAAAAAACUAUACCUUCUCCUUAACGCCGUUAUCCCAUUAAUCACAUCCAUCGUGUCUCUUCCACCAAUCACCACCCGCCACCUGUCCAACGAAGCAUCCCCAUCCGAUAACCACAUCCCAACCAACUUUUACUACCUAACUGCACUAGCAGUUAUUACAGGCCUAUAUCUCCUCAUUCUAAAUCCAAUAUCGACAAAUGUAUCCAUCGCUCGUUUCGUCUUAUCUGGAGCUAUAUUUCUGUUAGUAGUACUUCCUCACUUAGUUCGAUUCGAUCUAGAAGGUUCUAGUGUCGAUAAAGAAACUGAAACUCAAAGCCCUAAUGAUUUUUCAGACAGCGAGUCGAAUGAUCUAUUUAAAGACCGGGGAGUUGUGCUCGGAGACGAACACUCGACUAGGGUUUUGAUUCGGAGUCGGGAUUUUUGGCUUUACUAUGUUGCGUAUUUAUGUGGAGGUACGUUAGGGCUGGUUUACAGUAACAACCUCGGUCAGAUUUCGGAAUCACUAGGUUUUCAUUCGGAUGUUGGCUCCCUUGUUUCUCUCUAUUCCGCGUGCUCGUUUUUCGGUCGGUUACUUUCCACUACCCCAGAGUUCUUCAGACACAAGAUUUAUUACGCAAGAACCGGAUGGCUCGCAUUGGCCCUUAUUCCAACGCCAUUUGCAUUUCUCCUGCUCGUUUUUUCAGACAGUAAGGCAACACUUGUCACUGCCACAGCCAUGAUCGGACUAAGCUCGGGUUUUGUCUUUUCAGCAGCAGUUUCGAUUACGUCAGAAUUAUUUGGUCCGAACAGAGCUGGAGUAAAUCACAAUAUUCUAAUCACGAAUAUUCCGAUUGGAUCGCUACUCUACAGUCUUCUUGCAGCUCUAAUAUACGAAGCAAACAUAGGAAAUUCAGACAAGAUUGCUGCUACGAGGGAUGGAUCGACGGUGUGUGUUGGCAGGGAUUGCUACCGUGAUACUUUUGUGUGGUGGUGGUUGAUCUCGUUGCUAGGUUUCGUUUCUAGUUCGUUGCUUUUUCUUAGAACUAAGGCUACGUACAAACGGAUGGAGAAACACCAGAAACAUAGUACUCAAACUACGUUGUUGAAAUCAUUUUCAUCUUAUGAUGAGAGUUGAAUUUCGUCUCGAUUAAGAUUAAUAAUACUCAUAAAAAUCAAUAUCAAAUCAUAGAAAAAUUAGAUU
Molecule: messenger RNA, 1692 nt
Organism: Erythranthe guttata (spotted monkey flower)
Lineage: Eukaryota; Viridiplantae; Streptophyta; Magnoliopsida; Lamiales; Phrymaceae
Product: protein NUCLEAR FUSION DEFECTIVE 4
Cellular component (GO): membrane
Source: RefSeq, a predicted model, not a curated record